This is a messenger RNA of Olea europaea var. sylvestris, 1817 nucleotides long. RefSeq lists its product as uncharacterized. The coding region runs from base 867 to 1664 and encodes 265 amino acids. The record is from RefSeq and is a predicted model, not a curated record. The transcript has a single exon. Lineage: Eukaryota; Viridiplantae; Streptophyta; Magnoliopsida; Lamiales; Oleaceae.
UGACCUCCGACUCUGGAUUCGCCACUGAUUGGGAGUCUUGGGGCAUGUCUAGCGACUAGUUUAGAUUUAGAGAAACUCACAUUUAGCAAUAUUUAUAUAAACAAUGUAAAAUAGGUUGGGGUUCUAUUCAGGUUGAGCAGAAUUGACAUCGGCUGAUGUAGUUGCAAAAGAGUUGACAUAUUUGGAAUAUUUGAUAUAUUGUUGGAUUUAAUAGAACACCAAAAAUAUUCUCCACAAGUUCAUGGGAAUAAGCUUUUAACCUUUUGUCAUUGUCUUUUUCAGGAUUUCACAUGGUGAAUUGUGUAUAAACUAGAUGUUUUCCAAAUGUUGAGAGAUAGAUAUUAAAUUAUUUUGCUUCUCUCCAAUAUAAUGACAGCAUGAAGGCUUUAUUGAUGAGUUCUGGUGAUACAGGAUGUGUUUUCGUAGAGGUAUUAAUGUUAUUAGUUGUACCUUCACGUUUUAUUGAUUUGGGGGUUGGUUGCAACAACUGAACAUUGAAUACUGAAUGAGCUACAAAAAGAGAAGACGUCAUAUGGAAAAUCAGGAAGACACAUAGUUAUUAGAUUAGGAAACACGGAACCUUGUAUUAAGUUACUCAUAUUAUGCAUUUGCAUUCGCCACAUGGAUUGUUCAGUCUGUCAUCUGAUCCUUAGCUUGGUUUUUUGGCUAUUAAUAAAAAGGUUAUUUUUGUUGCUAUGAUUAAAAAACCGUAGACAGCAGUUACUUCCUAUUGUUGAAUAUCUGAGGAUAAUGAAUAUAAACAGGCAUGCUCAAUUUUUAGUCCUACAUGUUUUUUUACCAUUUUCCUAAUAUAUUUUAGGUUCUUAAUUCUGGGGACAGUAAUAUUACUCUUGGCGAUCUUUCUUAUGUUAGUCCACCCAGUUGUGGUGGCACCAGCUUUUGCUAGCUUCAAAACUGCAGCCAGCAGUGGGGGUCCAGCUGCUUCUGCUGCUGUAGGAACUCAACUCUUUCGUAGUGAAUUACUUAGCAGUGCAUGGACUGGCUUCUUGGCAGGUUGCUUACACACGUUAUCUGGCCCAGAUCACCUUGCUGCAUUAGCUCCACUCUCAACAGGCCGUACAAGGAUGGAAAGUGCUGCAGUUGGAGCCCUCUGGGGAUGUGGCCAUGAUGCUGGACAGGUGAUAUUUGGCUUAUUAUUUUUACUUUUGGAGGAUCGACUUCACAUUGAAGUUAUUAGAACAUGGGGAACAAGAGUUGUUGGUUUUAGUCUGCUUGUAAUUGGUGCCAUGGGAAUCAAGGAAGCUUCAGAAGUCCCUGCCCCGUGUGUUACCCUAGAGAAUGGCAAAGGUGAUGUUAGAAUGUAUGAAGCCAUCGGGAAUCCAUCGAUUGGAAAGAAGAAGAUUGGGUUUGCUACGUUUGCUGCGGGGAUUGCCCAUGGAUUACAGCCCGAUGCUCUGAUGAUGAUCUUACCUGCACUUGCAUUGCCUUCUCGCUUGGCUGGUGCUGCAUUUUUGAGUAUGUUCUUAGUUGGGACAGUUAUUGCUAUGGGAAGCUAUACUGUCUUUAUAGGCUCUUGUAGUCAGGCACUCAGGGAUAGGUCUCCUAGAAUAACUGAGAAGCUCACUUGGGCAUCUUCCCUUAUAGCCAUUGCUUUAGGGCUUGCCAUUCUGAUUAACCAAGCUUUUGGAUUUAGCUCGUAUUGAUUUAUGUUCGAAAUUUCAUUAGUUUUCUUAUCGAGCUGGGGAACGAUUUUGAAGUGUGACAAACCCGUUGAUUUGAGAACAAGAAAUUCGUCUUUGUUACUUGCAUGUUAAUGUAAUUUUUUGUUCUUGUUAUUAUAAUCUUAAAUUUGGUGA